UGUCCUGCAUAUAAAAGACAUUCAUUCUGGCUAUGGAUGGAGCUCAAAACCAGACCAGUGUUUCUGGAAUUUCCAGUCCAGCUCCAUCUCAGAGCCCUUCCUAUCUGAUCUCAGUCUCCAGAGUUCUACGUUCCGGUGUUCCAACUACAAUAUCUAUCACCAUCCUCACCAAAUCAUCGGUUCUGGUUGUCUCUGAGAUGAUCCAUGGAAACAAAAGCCUGGGCCAAGCAAAGAGCACCAUUGAGGGAGGAUCCACUAAACUGCAAGUGCUGCCUGCUAUUCCUGAGAAAGACUCUGGCUACUCGCCGAUGUAUAAACUGGUUGUAAAAGGUUAUAUUGGAUCAACUUUGGUCUUCUCUAACUCUACUGUGCUGCAGUACAGCCCCAAGAGUGUGUCUAUCCUUCUACAGACUGACAAACCCAAAUACAAACCAGGCCAAGGAGUAAAAAUACGAGCUCUGGUCAUAACCCCUGACGGCAAGCCGUCCAACAAACAGAUCGACAUCGCCAUAAUGGAUCCACGGGAAAAUAUGAUCCAUCAGUGGCUGGCUGUUGACACAGUUCUUGGAGAGACAGCAAAAGAGUUCCAGCUUUCUCAGAACCCUCCUCUUGGGACAUGGAAAAUCCUAGCUACAGUGAAUACUGUCACUCAGGAAAAGGUCUUCACCGUCAGUCAAUACGCGUUGCCUAAGUUUGAGGUCCUGAUCGACGCUCCUGAAGUUCUUUACUAUGAAGAGAACCUGACGUACACUGUUACUGCACAAUAUCUCUAUGGAAAACCUGUCUCUGGGAAAAUGUCAGUAGUAUAUGUUCAUAGCCUCCAAGGAAUAACAACAUCGAUUGAAGAUUGGAAAAUGAUUGAUGGAAAAGCUGAACUGAGCUUCGAUGUUACUUCCUUGUAUAAGUCAAAACCUUCAGCUGAGUACAUGUACCUGUUUUAUGAAUUUGACUACAUCGACAUCAACCUGCAGGUCACAGAACUGCUAACUGGUGUCAUGUACAACAACUCGGUUCGGGUUUCUGUUGCAAUGUAUAAAUAUAAUCUGGAGUUUCAGCAGUAUCCAGCCACCAUAAAGCCAUCUCUGACCUUUCUUGCCCAGCUGAAACUGUCCACCUAUAACAGCCAUCCACUGACUGCAGAGGACCAGAGUCAGAGUGUAACUCUCACCGUGACCCAACAACCUUUCAUUCCAUGGAUGUUUCCCAGGGGAAAAGCAGCACGUUUUGCACCAAAUAAUUCCUCUUACUCGUCUUUGCCUUAUCCUAAUAAAAAUGGUUCAGCGGUGAGCUUCCAACUUCCUGUUCCUGCUGAUGGAGUCAUCCCCUUCCAGAUCAAUCUCUCUGAAAAUGUUGCUAUGCUAAUAAUAGAGGCGCAGUAUGAGGACGUACAAAAAAGUCUACAUCUAUACAGAAGAUUCUCGUCUCCUUCUAGAUCUUAUCUGCAGCUGAGAAGCCAAAGUUCUCCACAGAUUGGGCAAUCGCUCUUCAUGACUGUAGAAAGCAAUUUCCCUUUAACUGUAUUCCACUACAUGGUGAUUUCAAAAGGUCAGGUGGUAGCAGCUGGGACUUUGACUUCAGUGUACUUCUCUCUGUCUCCUGAUCCGUCGUGGGUUCCCCUGGCGAACGUGCUGGUGUACUGCGUCCAGCCUGAUGGCGAGAUCAUCAGUGAUGUGAUGGAACUGUCCUUCACUGAAAUCCUGCGAAACCAUGUGUCUGUAAGCUGGGAUAAAGAACAUGCAGAGCCAGCAGAGAAUGUCUUUCUGUCUGUCUCUGUAGCUGAGCCCAGAUCACUGGUGGGAAUCCUAAUUGUAGACAAAGCAAGCCAGGACAUGGACCGGAGCAACGAUUUCACCGAAAAGAGGGUGAUAGAGGAACUGGCUACAUACUCUAAGGAUAUGUUUUCUAUGGAUGGAAUGGAAAUUAGUGGCCCCUACUCUGUAUUCAUGGUGACUGGCAUCACUGUUCUUACCGAUGCAAGCCUAAAUGCAGAAAACAGCUAUGCCAAGCCUAACUUUCCAGGAGAGGAAUUUCCAAUUCUCUUUACCUCAGAGAAGGCAGACGAGGAACCAGGACAGAGAAAGAAUUUUCCUGAGACCUGGCUGUGGCUUGACACCAAUUUGGGUGAAUCUACAACAGCAGAUUUUACACUUACUGUACCAGACAGCAUGACCUCCUGGGUGGCUACAGCUUUUGUGAUAUCAGGGAAUCUGGGUUUGGGCCUAAGUGCUCCUGCAGAGCUACGUGUAUCCAAAGGCUUCUUUCUGUCGUUGAACCUCCCUGCGUAUCUGGUCCGAGGUGAGCUGCUGCUGCUUGAGGUCAGCCUUUUCAACUACUUGGAUAUGGACGUGGAGGUGAUUGUAAAAGUGGAUGAGAGCAUUAUGUUUGAGUUUGUGACCUCAGCUGGUAAUGAGUCUGUAUUAGAAAGCAUACGCCAGGUGUCCGUGUGGAGUCAGAAUAGCAGCGUGGUGGUUUUCGCCAUUAGAGCCACCCAGCUCGGUCAGAUGCCCAUCUCUGUCAAGGCCUCGAGCCUCUACGCCUCAGAUUCAGUGUUACAGACAAUUGUAGUUAAGCCAGAAGGAAGGGAGCAGUUGCACACUCAGACACUCUUUCUGGAGUUUGACCCAAAGCAGACGAGUCUGUCCAGAGAGGUGGAGUUUAAUUUUCCUGCAGCAGCUGUUCCAGGCAGCUUGCGUGCCCAAGUCACUGCGGUCGGUGACAUUUUGGGCCCAUCCAUCAGUGGUCUGGACACUUUGAUUCAGAUGCCAUAUGGCUGUGGUGAGCAGAAUAUGAUCUACUUUGCACCAAAUGUUUAUGUGCUGCAGUACUUGAACAGUGUGGGCAUCAAAGAUGAGGAACUGCGUGUGAAAGCUCUGAGCUUCAUGAGACAAGGUUAUGAGCGGGAGUUGUCGUAUCAGAGGAUAGACGGCUCUUUUAGUGCUUUUGGAGACAGCGACCCCUCUGGCAGUACAUGGUUAUCAGCAUUUGUGCUGAGGUGUUUCCUCCAGGCUCAACAGUUUAUCUACAUUGACAAAUCAGUCCUUCUUGGAGCAACCAGAUGGCUGCUGACCCAGCAGAAUGCUGACGGUUCUUUCGCAGAGCCUGGGCGAGUUAUACACACCGAGUUGCAAGGAGGAUUGGACGGCCCAGUAUCCCUCACUGCUUAUGUCCUCAUGGCUCUUCUUGAGGACAACGAGCUCAAGCAUACUUAUGACAGUGAGGUAUCCACUGCCAUGAGCUAUCUGACCUCCAGACUGAGCCAAGGCAUCUCCAGUAACUACAGCCUGUGUCUGGUGACAUAUGCACUGACUCUGGCUGAAAGUCCCUCAGCUGGAAUGGCUCUCACUAAGCUGAUGAACAGAGCCCAGAUGCAUGAUGGUGUGCCCACGUGGAGCACUGGAAUGGGUGUGUCGGAGUCAUGGCAGCCACGCUCAACUGAUAUCGAAAUGGCGUCCUAUGCUCUGCUUUCUUUGUACAAGCUGGGCAACAUGGAACAAGCUCUUAAGCUCAUGAAGUGGCUCAGCCAGCAGAGGAACCACCUUGGGGGAUACGGCUCGACACAGGACACAGUGAUCGCUCUUCAGGCACUAUCAUCCUUUGCCUCGCUGAGCAGCACAGAGCAGAUCAACCUCAGCAUCACAGUGACAUCAAAGACGGCAACAGUGGCUACGUUCUCCAUAGACCAAACUAACUACCUGCUUUAUCAGAGCCAAGAGAUUGAAGCUGAAAAAAAUCUUCAGCUCCAAGUGUCAGCUGUGGGAAAAGGAUUUGCACUGUUCCAGCUUACGACUUUCUACAACAUAGAGACUCAAGAGCUUUCCCGUAGACGCCGUUCUCUCAUGUGCGAGACCUUUGACUUGAAAAUACAUGUUAUGGACGAUGCCAUGUAUAAUGUUAACCUUUAUAUAUGUUUCAGGUUGUGUGAGCACCAGGAGUUGAGUCAGACAGGGAUGGCAAUUCUGGACGUUGGCCUUCUCUCUGGCUUCAGUUUGGCUCAAAGUGGCAUUCAAUUAGACGAGCUGGUUAGAAAAGUGGAAACGUCACCCGGAAAAAUCAUCCUUUACUUAGACUCGGUAUCCAAAGAAGAAUCCUGUGUUAAGGUCCCUACUACGAUGGACUUUAUAGUAACCGGUGUUCAAGAUGCAGUGGUCAUGAUUUAUGACUACUAUGAGCCAACGAGGAAUGCUGUGGAGAUGUACACAUCCGAAACCAGAAAAGACAUUCCGUUUUGUUCGCUCUGUGGGCAACAAUGCUCUCAGUGUGAAGAUAUGGGGGUGUCAGUGUUUGACCAUGUUAUCUCCUCACACCAUCACCAGGGUUCAGUUCAGAGCCUGGCUUUGCUGCUCCUCAUCACAUUUUUAUUUUGCUUCUAGAUAAGAGGUGGCUGAAAUCUUUUUUUUUUUUGUGUGUUAAUAUAUAAAACAUAAAUAAAUAAUCCUCUUUCUAUAGUCAGGACUAGGAUUUGUACUGAAAAAGCUCUUACAGUAAAAUAAUAAUUCAGGACUCUGUUAUACCAUCAGCUAUCAAAAUGAGUACUAUAAUGCAGAAAUUCUGCAGUCAUUUCACAAAAAUUUACAAAAAACAUCCGGACAAAAAGCGCAAAAUGUGUUAUUAUUAUUAUUAUUAUUAUUAUUAUUAUUAUUAUUAUUAUAAACCUUUUGCUCAUCACUUACCAAAUACCAAAUUUACAUAGCAUGAUUUAUAAACAGAAGUUUUGUAGCUUUUCUUAUCAAGUAGCACAUUUUUGCUCAUUGGAUCUAACCAUUCCUUUCUGCAUACAUUCUUAGUUUAAUUGCUACUCAAAUAGUUAUACAGGGCUAAUAAAGUACAUGCAGUUUAUCACCGUUUACUCUCAUUGUAUAAAGUGUGGGAAGCACUGAUUAAGAAUUUAUGAUGAAAUUGUUUAAUCAGAUUUUUGUGGUAUACUGUAAUUACGUACAAACUGUAAUUAUUUUACUGUAAUACACACACAACAAAGUACUCUUCUCAAUAAAUACUUAAUUAUAUGCUAA
This is a messenger RNA of Silurus meridionalis, 5009 nucleotides long. RefSeq names its product CD109 molecule (gene cd109). Gene Ontology annotation, cellular component: extracellular region. Lineage: Eukaryota; Metazoa; Chordata; Actinopteri; Siluriformes; Siluridae. Gene Ontology annotation, molecular function: endopeptidase inhibitor activity. The transcript has 34 exons. Bases 33 to 4370 code for a protein of 1445 amino acids. The record is from RefSeq and is a predicted model, not a curated record.